This is a messenger RNA of Brettanomyces bruxellensis, 282 nucleotides long. RefSeq lists its product as uncharacterized. Bases 1 to 282 code for a protein of 93 amino acids. Lineage: Eukaryota; Fungi; Ascomycota; Pichiomycetes; Pichiales; Pichiaceae. The record is from RefSeq and is a predicted model, not a curated record. The transcript has a single exon. Gene Ontology annotation, biological process: mitochondrial electron transport, cytochrome c to oxygen.
AUGUUCGGAAGAUUAAUGCAAUUUCAGACCAAGAGAUUCAUGUCCUCAUCUGCAAUCAGGGCUACUCCACAUUACCAUUUCAAAGAUGGUAUCUAUUCAAAUAUACCAUUCAAGGUUCAUAAUAGAAGAGUUCCAUACGCAGUUCCACACAUAAUUUUCUUCUCUUUGGGUUUCAUUAUUCCAUGCAUUGCUCUAUUUGUUCAGUUCCGGAGAAACGGUGAUUUCCAGAACUUCCAUAAGGUGUUUGGAAAGAAGGAUGAAACUGCAGAAGAAGAAGAGUAA